This is a messenger RNA of Drosophila sulfurigaster albostrigata, 2471 nucleotides long. RefSeq names its product segment polarity protein dishevelled (gene dsh). Gene Ontology annotation, cellular component: cytosol. The coding region runs from base 504 to 2369 and encodes 621 amino acids. Lineage: Eukaryota; Metazoa; Arthropoda; Insecta; Diptera; Drosophilidae. Gene Ontology annotation, biological process: intracellular signal transduction; canonical Wnt signaling pathway. The transcript has a single exon. The record is from RefSeq and is a predicted model, not a curated record. Gene Ontology annotation, molecular function: frizzled binding.
AUCGAUAUCAGUCUAGCGCUGUCAAUUAUUUACCUAUAUAUAUAUAUUUUGUCUCCCCACAAAAAAUUAUAAUUAUAAACGCCCAACCAAAAAGUAAAAAACAAGAAAAAACUAAAGAAAAACUAACGCAAAAAAACACAAAGUAAAAGUGUGCGGCAGCAAGCAAUUGCGGUGAUUGAUGUGGUCUGUGUGUGCGUGUGUGUGUGUAGGAGCGAACAGAGGAGGGAGCAAAUGAAGGAGGAGGAGCGCUGCUUGCUGCGGCUCCAUUGACAACCCAACCCAAAAAAGCAGAAGCACAGCGACAAGCAGAAACGAGAGGAGUACACAUACAGUGCAUAGAAGAAGAGCGAGCGCAAAGGGAAAAACGCAGACAACAAAAAAAAAAACGAAGAAAAGUGUGGAAACUGCAUAAUUAAUAUUUAACACAUAUAGUAAUACACAUAACUUAAGAAAUAACAUUGUAUAAGUUAGGCAGCCUCCCCAACCCCCCAACAAACAACAAAAUGGAUACCGAGCGCGGAGCAACAAAUAAUGGACAAGAGACGAAGGUGAUUUAUCACAUCGACGAUGAGAGCACUCCAUAUUUGGUCAAAAUACCCAUAUGCUCGGCUCAGGUGACGCUCAAGGACUUUAAGCUGGUGCUGAACAAACAGAACAACAACUACAAGUAUUUCUUCAAGUCGAUGGACGCGGACUUUGGUGUCGUCAAAGAGGAGAUCGCCGACGAUGCCACCAUAUUGCCUUGCUUCAAUGGACGCGUCGUCUCGUGGCUCGUCUCCGCCGAUGGCACCAAUCAAUCCGACAAUUGCUCCGAGCUGCCGCCAAGUGAAUGCGAAAUGCGUGUGCGCACUCAUCUAAUGCAACAGCAGCAGCAACAACAGCAACAACAACAACAGCAGCAGCAGCAACAGCAUCUACAGCAGCAAUCACAACAGCAAACACAACAGCAAUCAACACAGCAACAGCAGCAACACAAGUUGCCGCUGCAACUGCUGCAAGCGCCGCCACUCACAUAUCAAUCGGCCUCGGUGCUCUCCAGCGAUCUGGAUUCCACCAGCCUGUUUGGCACCGAAUCCGAACUGACCUUGGAUCGCGACAUGACCGACUACAGCAGCGUGCAACGGUUGCAGGUGCGCAAGAAGCCGCAGCGUCGCAAAAAGCGUGCGCCCAGCAUGUCGCGCACAUCCUCGUACAGUUCGAUCACCGACUCGACAAUGUCGCUGAACAUCAUCACGGUGUCGAUCAACAUGGAGGCCGUUAACUUUCUGGGCAUCUCAAUUGUCGGCCAAUCGAAUCGCGGCGGCGAUGGCGGCAUCUAUGUGGGCAGCAUCAUGAAGGGCGGCGCCGUCGCCUUGGAUGGUCGCAUCGAGCCGGGUGACAUGAUAUUGCAGGUGAACGAUGUGAAUUUCGAGAAUAUGACCAAUGACGAGGCGGUGCGUGUGCUGCGCGAAGUCGUCCAGAAGCCGGGACCGAUCAAACUGGUUGUGGCCAAGUGUUGGGAUCCCAAUCCCAAGGGUUAUUUCACCAUACCGCGCACGGAACCGGUGCGUCCCAUUGAUCCCGGCGCUUGGGUGGCGCACACACAAGCGUUGACCUCACAUGACAGUAUUAUGGCCGAUAUACCGGAGCCGAUCAAGGAGCGACUCGAUCAGAACAACAUUGAGGAGAUUGUGAAGGCCAUGACGAAACCGGACAGUGGCCUCGAGAUACGUGAUCGCAUGUGGCUGAAGAUAACCAUACCGAAUGCAUUUAUUGGUGCCGAUGCUGUUAAUUGGGUGCUCGAGAAUGUGGAGGAUGUGCAGGAUCGACGCGAGGCCAGACGCAUUGUGUCGGCGAUGUUGCGCAACAAUUUCAUCAAGCAUACCGUGAACAAAUUGACAUUCUCCGAGCAAUGCUAUUAUGUGGUGAACGAGGAGCGUAAUCCAAAUAUGCGAUUGGCCGGCAUGCACAAUAAUCCCCAUGGCAUGGUCGGUGGACCGCAUGGCGGUGGGGCAUUGAGUCAUGCGGACACCGAGAGCAUCACCAGCGACAUUGGUCCGUUGCCAAAUCCGCCAAUCUAUAUGCCAUACUCGGCCACAUAUAAUCCAAGUCACGGCUAUCAGCCGAUACAAUAUGGCAUCGCCGAGCGUCACAUUUCGUCCGGUUCGAGCAGCUCGGAUGUGCUCACCAGCAAGGAUAUCUCGGCGUCGCAGAGUGACAUCACCUCGGUCAUUCAUCAGACCAAUCAGCUAACGAUCGCUGCGCAUGGCUCCAAUAAAUCAUCGGGUUCAUCGAAUCGCGGUGGCGGCGGCGGUGGCGGAGGAGGCGGUGGUGGUGGAGGUGGCAAUACCAACGAUCAGGAUGUAUCCGUAUUUAAUUACGUAUUGUAGAAAUCUUUUGCAAUGAAAUUGUGUGUUUAUUAUUAAUUAAUAUAAUUAUUCUUUUUAUACAUAUACGAGUAUACAAGCGAAACAGAAACAGAAAACAGAAAA